Periconia digitata is the source of this 1269-nucleotide messenger RNA. NCBI's taxonomy places the organism in Eukaryota, Fungi, Ascomycota, Dothideomycetes, Pleosporales, Periconiaceae. The record is from the annotation of a GenBank genome assembly.
AGCACUACGAACUAUCACACACAAAACCAUCACGCUCACGUCGACUGGGUUUUUUUUAGGAAUCCUGCAACCAUGGGCAUGUUCUCGAAGAAGAAAGAUCAGGGCGGCGACGACGACGCCAACCGAAGCGCUCUCUUCGGUUCACGCAAGGGCAAAUCCAGUCCCGCCGGUCAAGACAGCAACCCCUAUGCGAAGCCUCCUCAGGAUCCCUAUGCCAACGCACCUCCUCCAUACUCGGGCGGCAACAACUCGUACAGACAGGAGAAGAGCCCGGCCGUCACUUCCCAGGGUGGCUCCUAUGGCCGCCAGGGCGGAGGUGGAGGUGGAGGCUACGGCGGCAGCAAUCCCUACGGCGCCGGAGGUGGUGCUCCUCAACGACAAGGUGGAUAUGGUGGUCUAGGUGACCCAAACGACGAUGCUCGCGGUCAGCUCUUCGGUAAUGCUCCAGAUCGCAUGCAGCAGAGGGCACCUCAGGGUCCCCCUCAAAGUGGAGCUUACGGCGGUGGCCAGGGAGGAUACGGCGCCCCGGGUGGCUACGGGGAUGGGCCCGCCUACAAUGACCGAAAGUUGACAGCCGAAGAAGAAGAGGAAGAAGAAGUCUCUGCAACAAAAGACCAGAUACGAUUUAUGAAACAACAAGACGUGUCAAGUACACGUAAUGCUUUGAGACUUGCUCAACAAGCUGAGGAAACGGGGAGAGAUACUCUGGCUCGCCUUGGAGCACAAGGGGACCGUAUACAUAAUACUGAACGCAACCUUGACCUUGCUGCAAACCAGAACAGGAUUGCUGAAGAGAAGACUCGAGAGCUUAAGACUGUGAACAGGAGCAUGUUUGCCAUGCAUGUGUCUAACCCUUUUACGAGCUCAUCUAGAAACGCUGAACGCGAUGCCAAAGUUCUAGAAACUCACCGCAACGAACGAGAUCAACGAGACGCGACACGGAAGGCUGCGUGGGAGAGUUCUGCGCGUCAGAACGAGUUUAAUCAGGCCAAUGCUGCGGCAGGCAAAGGAGGACCUGGUCGAAGCACCCUUGCCGACCGAGCAAAAUUCCAGUUCGAAGCGGAUUCAGAUGACGACCAAAUGGAAGACGAGAUUGACUCUAAUCUUGAUGCCUUACACGGCGCCGCCAAGCGUUUGAACCACCUGGGUCGUGCUAUGGGUCAAGAGGUCGAUACGCAGAAUACACACAUUGAACGCAUCAUCCGGAAGACUGACAAGGUCGACGAUGGCAUUGCUUCCAAUCGCGCGAAACUUGAGCGCAUCCGUUAA